Biomphalaria glabrata is the source of this 1034-nucleotide messenger RNA. Its product is annotated as fucolectin-7-like. Lineage: Eukaryota; Metazoa; Mollusca; Gastropoda; Planorbidae. Bases 193 to 975 code for a protein of 260 amino acids. The record is from RefSeq and is a predicted model, not a curated record. The transcript has 3 exons.
AUCACUGUCAUUGUUUAAAUACGCACAUAAACACACACACAUACUAAUUUGUUAAGAACGAACACACACACACAGGUGAGAGACUUCAACAUAUUAAUAAAAAACAAAAGCUUAGAUUUCUAACACUAAAGCAAAAGAGCUGUGGUCAUUCGAGCGAACCAGCUGAUCACUGAGGUUAGUCGCCCAUCGAGAAUGUUCUCGUGCGUUCUUAGCGUUCUGGCAAUGACCAUCGUCACACGAUCGUCUGCUGUGCUCUACAACGCCGCCCUGUACAAACCUGCGGCGCAGAUCUCCACCUGGGAGCCCAAUUACGCCUACAAGGCAGUGGACGGCAACAGCGACCCGGAUGUAAACCAUGGUUACUGUCAACAUACUGACCAGCACUUAACUCCAUGGUGGAUGGUAGACCUACGUGGUCAGUUUAUUGUGGAACAAAUCAAACUAACCAACAGACAGGAUGGAUUGUUUUUAAUUGCUGAUAGGCUGAGAAACUUUGAUAUUGAUAUAUUUCAACAAGAUCCAAGACAACUUGCCAACUUUCCUGACAUAACAGGACAAGUCUGCUACCAUCAAGGUCCUACGCCAGGGCGUGGAACGUUUCUCUAUAACUGCACUACUCCGAUUGUUGGUCGUUAUGUACGUCUUGUUAUGAGACUUGGUUUUAUUGAUAAUUUACACAUCUGUGAACUAGAGGUACUAGUAAAUGGAUCCAGCUUUGAAGAGGUUUACUUUAACAAAAAGGAAGACACCAGACUCUCAGGUAAACCCUUGAUAACACUGACCACUACGGACUCCAGCUACUGCCUCCAGGAAUGUCUUCGACGUAGGUCAACCAUCUACUGUACGGCCUUCAACUGGGUCACGUCUACAAGGUCAUGUCAACUCUUCAGUGUCAACCCUUUCCUAGACCUGACAGUAAACCUGACAUCUGCUGUAGGAACACAUUUUUAUAGUCAAGAUAACUCCUCUCUGUAGAUAUCAAUUAGUUAUCUUCCAUUGUUUUCGCCUUCUCAUUAACAUGUACAACUAACAUU